AUGAUCGGACGGUGUUAUGAGUACGAAUACGUCAAACAUAGUUUAGAUCUAACAGAUGGGAUGCCUGUAAAAUAUUGUGAUAAUUUAUAUGAAAUAUUCGUGAGUGCUGCUGGAUUCAAACCAGUUUGCAAAUUAGACAUGUCAACAUACGAAGCUUUUUUCCGACAGGCUCACCACGGAGCGCACAUCAUCAACAGAGCAAUAUUUUGGAGUGGAACAUAUGAUGUUGCACAUGGCUAUGCAGCUCAAGGAAAACACUUUAUAACAUUGGAAGACACUCUGGGUGCUUAUAUGGCAAAUGGAUUAAAAUGGUGUGGGAAGUUCCCGUCACGAUCCCCCUUUGAUUAUGACAGUUGUCCUCAGAAAUGCGAUGACGAUCAAUGGUCUGACGCUGCCUUUUGGAGCACGGCAUCAGCACAGUUCGCCGCACAUGCAGCUGGUGAAAUAUUUGUUGUUUUGAAUGGUACAAGAACAAGUGGAGCAUUCACGAAUACUUCAUAUUUUACAUUAUAUGAACUGCCAAAUUUGACACAGAGAGGUCCUUAUCGCGUGACAAAAGUGAAUGUAUUAUUACUACACGGGCCAGAUCUUCCGAUUUAUGAAAAAUGCGGAGAAAAAAGUUUAAUCACAUUGGAAAAAGCUGUUAUCAGCCUUGGAUUUAAGUACACUUGUACCGAUGAUCCAGAUGAAUUACUUCUUAUUAUGUGUGGACUUGAUUGGCAAGCAAGAGAAUGCCAAAUCGCUCGAAAGGUCUUGCAUGACGCAUGGCAAAAAAAGUUAAAUAGCAUACCCCGAUUAUUAGAUCAAGUCGGAUAA
Didymodactylos carnosus is the source of this 816-nucleotide messenger RNA. The record is from the annotation of a GenBank genome assembly. Lineage: Eukaryota; Metazoa; Rotifera; Eurotatoria; Philodinida; Philodinidae.